Molecule: messenger RNA, 2301 nt
Organism: Pogona vitticeps (central bearded dragon)
Lineage: Eukaryota; Metazoa; Chordata; Lepidosauria; Squamata; Agamidae
Source: RefSeq, a predicted model, not a curated record
GGGGUGGCGGCGGCGGGGGGUCUUUCGGCCGCAGCCCAGCCGGGCUCCCACAGCAUGGUUGAAUAUGUCGUGGAGUAUGAUUAUGAUGCUGUGCAUGACGAUGAACUAACCAUUCGAGUUGGUGAAAUCAUAAGGAAUGUGAAAAAACUAGAAGAGGAAGGAUGGCUAGAGGGAGAGCUAAAUGGGAGAAGGGGCAUGUUCCCUGACAACUUUGUUAAGGAAGUUAAGAGAGAGACUGAGUCAAAAGAGGAUGCUUCACCAAUCAAGAGGGAAAGGCAUGGAAAUGUGGCCAAUCUUGUUCAACGUAUGAGCACUUACGGGCUUCCAGCAGGAGCAUUCCAGCCUCAAUCCCAGUCUAAAGGCUUCAGAAGGAGAUCAAAAAAGCGUCAGUGUAAAGUUUUGUUUGAGUAUAAUCCACAGAAUGAGGAUGAGCUGGAGCUGAAGCUAGGAGAUGUUAUAGACAUUAAUGAAGAGGUGGAAGAAGGCUGGUGGAGCGGAACUCUAAAUGGCAAAUCAGGUCUAUUUCCUUCUAACUUUGUAAAAGAGUUAGAGGUAACAGAUGAUGGAGAAGCCCAAGAAGGCCUGGAUGAUGCAGAAUCAGUUUUUACUGGCCAACUCUCACCUGGAACUUCACCAGGAAAUGAGUCUAGUAAUGAGUCUGGACCUACCCUGAUAGCACAACCAAAGAAAAUCAGAGGUGUUGGGUUUGGAGAUAUUUUCAAAGAAGGCACAGUGAAGCUUAAAACAAGAUUAUCCAGUAAUGAUUUAGAAGAGAAGAAACAAGAUAAGCCAUUACCUUCCCAUUCGUCUGGACCAAAAGUAACUCCAUUUCCUGGUGUAACAGAAACUGAAAACAAACAGAAAGCUAAGGAAUAUUGCAAAACUUUGUACAUCUAUGAAGGUACAAAUGAAGAUGAACUUAGUUUUAAAGAAGGUGAUAUUAUCCAAAUAAUAAGUAAGGACACUGGAGAACCAGGGUGGUGGAGAGGUGAGCUUAAUGGUAAAGAAGGAGUUUUUCCAGACAACUUUGCACUUCAGAUUCAUGAGUCAGAUAAAGAUUUUCCUAAGCCAAAGAAACCGCCUCCUCCAGCAAAAGGUCCAGGUUCAAAGCCAGAACUUCCAUCUUUAGAGAAAAAAACUCUUCCCAAAAAUGAAGAAAAAGAUGAAAAGGCUGCAUUGGAUCAGAAAGCAUCUAAGCCAUUAGCUCCUCAGGUACCACCCAAAAAACCUAUCCCUCCAAGUAAAUCCAAUAGCAUAAGAAGUGGGAUUUUGCAUCAAAAAUGGCCAGACAAACCCAUUUUGCAACCAUCAAUAUCUAAGGCGAAUGGGGAAGUUGCUUCCUGGCGACCAAAAUCUGAAAUUGAACCUUUGGCCAAACCAAAUUUAGAUCCUGAACAGUUACCACUGAGACCUAAAUCGGUGGAGGUAGAUUCUGCUGUAAUAAAGAACAUGAAAGAAUCAGACCUUUUAAGUUUUGAUGAUAUUAAAUCUACCUCAGAUAAUUUAUCACAUCCCACAGCAAAUAGGCCGAAGAUGCUUGGCAGGAGGCUUCCUGCUCGCUUCAAUGGCAAUAAUUCUGCUCAAACCAUAGAGAAAAGUGUGAAGGUGCAUAAAGAGGAGGACAAGGAGGUGGAAAGUGCCAAACCAAAGCCAUCUGAAGUAAAAAAGCCAACUGUAUUCACCUCACCAUUUCUAUCUUCAUCACCAAGACCAAGUUCUGUUGUACUCAAUUCUACUGCUGUGGAAACAAAACUUAAACAGGAAGCCGAUGAAAGGGAAAAGCCUUCUUUGGAAGAGCUCAAGCUUCAGAUCUUUGAGUUGCUAACUGUUGUGGAAACACUGAAAAAGGAGCAUGGGAAAGAACUGGAAAAAUUGAAAAAAGAGUUGGAGGAAGAGAAGCAGAUGCGGAGCAACCUAGAGGUGGAAAUAGAAAAGCUCAAGAAAGCUGUCAUAAGUGCAUGAAAGAGCCAUAAACUGUGGGUCCAUGUUGUGCCAGGAUUUCAGAGUCAAAGAAACCAAUGAAGUCAUGUGUUAUAGAUGUCAUUUUUUUUACUUCAAACCAAUUAAUUGUAGCAUUCCAUUUUUUAAAAAUGAAUAUAUGAGUCUUAUAUUCAGUGAGCUAAGUGAAGAAAAUGGACACUUUUUUGUUUUUUGCUAAUAUAGGAGAGGCCUUAUUUCUUACUGUGCUGGAAGGGCAAACCUUUACUUUGUUUGCUUGGAAAUACUACUGAAUCUGUAUGUGUGUGCAUAUGUGUGUAUCUAUCUAUCUAUAUAUAUAUAUAAAGAGAGGAGGGUCUUAAU